AUGUCACAUUCCGGUGCUGCCAUUUUCAAGAAGGUUUCAGGGAUAAUCGCUAUUAAUGAAGACGUGUCUCCUGCAGAAUUGACGUGGAGGUCUACAGAUGGUGACAAGAUCCAUACAGUUCCAUUGUCCACCAUCGACAAACUGCAAGCUACUCCAACUUCAAGUGAAAAGAUGAUGUUGAGGCUGAUUGGUAAAGUGGACGAAUCAAAAAAGCAAAAAGAUAACGAAGGGAACGAAGUCUUGCCGAAACCGCAAUCUCAUAUGUUUUCGUUCAACAAUAGAACGGUCAUGGAUAAUAUUAAGAUGACUUUACAGCAGAUCAUUUCCCGUUAUAAGGAUACAGACAUAUAUGAAGAGAAGAGAAGAAGAGAGGAAUCUGCGCAAAACACAGAGACACCGAUGAGCCCCUCUCCCGCGGAGACAGACACUCCAACGCCACAUCUGGAUACACCACAUCUGAAUAAUGGAGCUCCGCUAAUCAAUACAGCCAAACUGGAUGAUUCGUUGUCCAAGGAUAAAUUACUGAUUAAUCUAAAACUCCAGCAAUCUUUGUUAAAGGGUAACAAACUACUGAUGAAGGUUUUCCAAGAAACGGUCAUCAAUGCUGGUUUACCCCCACUGGAGUUUUGGUCUACUAGAAUUCCGCUGUUAAGAGCCUUUGCUCUAUCCACUUCGCAAAAAGUAGGGCCCUAUAACGUUUUGUCCACUAUCAAACCAGUGGCCUCGUCGGAAAAUAAAGUCAAUGUUAACCUGUCAAGGGAAAAAAUCUUGAACAUUUUUGAAAACUAUCCCAUUGUAAAGAAAGCAUACACUGACAAUGUCCCGAAAAAUUUCAAAGAGCCAGAAUUUUGGGCAAGAUUUUUCUCCUCGAAAUUGUUUAGAAAAUUAAGAGGUGAAAAGAUUAUGCAAAAUGACAGAGGUGAUGUGAUCAUCGAUAGGUACUUGACGUUGGAUCAAGAAUUUGACAGAAAGGAUGACGAUAUGCUAUUGCAUCCAGUGAAAAAAAUUAUAGAUUUGGACGGAAAUAUACAAGACGAUCCAGUAGUACGAGGUAAUAGGCCGGAUUUUACUAUGCAGCCAGGUGUAGAUAUCAAUGGUAACAGUGACGGGACAGUGGACAUCUUAAAGGGUAUGAAUAGGUUAAGCGAAAAAAUGAUUAUGGCUUUGAAAAACGAAUAUUCCAGAACGAAUUUACAGAGCAAAUCGAAUAAUGCGAACGAUGAUGAAGAUGAAGAUAGGGACGAAAGAAAUGAACUAAAAAUUGAUGACUUGAACGAGAGUUACAAGACCAAUUAUGCCAUCAUACACCUCAAAAGAAAUGCACACGAAAAAACAACGGACAAGGAUACAGACGACGUGGCACCAAAGAAAAAGGCGGAUUUGAAUGUUUCUAACCAACAAAUGCUGCAACAAUUAUCGUUGGUUAUGGACAAUUUGAUCAAUAAGCUAGACUUAACGCAAGUGGUUCCCAAUAAAGAGGUGAGUAACGGUAUCAACAAAAGAGUCAUAACCGCAAUCAAGAUCAACGCUAAGCAGGCAAAACACAAUAAUGUCGACUCGGCACUCGGCGCUUUUGUAGGCACCACCUCUCAGGCAAACGAAUCGGAAGUGAAAAGUGACCUCCCAGUAGACUUGUUAGAGAGUUGCAGAAUGCUACACACCACGUGCUGUGAAUUCUUGAAGCAUUUCUAUAUCCAUUUCCAAAGCGGUGAGCAAAAGCAAGCCGCCACCGUCAAGAAGCUUUAUAACCAUUUAAAGGAUUGCAUUGAAAAGCUGAACGAGCUGUUUCAAGAUGUUCUCAAUGGUGACGGCGAGCCUAUGUCGAAUACAUGCACAGCCUAUUUGAAGCCAAUUCUAAACUCUAUCACUCUUGCCACAGACAAAUAUGACGAGUGUUACGACGAGUAUAACAGCUCGAACGGUGCUACAUAA
Saccharomyces eubayanus is the source of this 1932-nucleotide messenger RNA. RefSeq names its product TFIIH/NER complex subunit TFB1 (gene TFB1). Bases 1 to 1932 code for a protein of 643 amino acids. Lineage: Eukaryota; Fungi; Ascomycota; Saccharomycetes; Saccharomycetales; Saccharomycetaceae. The transcript has a single exon. The record is from RefSeq and is a predicted model, not a curated record. Gene Ontology annotation, biological process: transcription by RNA polymerase I; nucleotide-excision repair; transcription by RNA polymerase II. Gene Ontology annotation, cellular component: transcription factor TFIIH core complex; transcription factor TFIIH holo complex.